Molecule: messenger RNA, 8826 nt
Organism: Lagopus muta (rock ptarmigan)
Lineage: Eukaryota; Metazoa; Chordata; Aves; Galliformes; Phasianidae
Gene: ZNF462
Product: zinc finger protein 462
Exons: 14
Coding region: 1344-8780 (2478 amino acids)
Biological process (GO): regulation of gene expression
Cellular component (GO): nucleus
Source: RefSeq, a predicted model, not a curated record
UUGGACCUCUGGAAUGACCGGAUUAUCCCCAGCCCAGCAGAGCAUGUGGAAACUGAAGAAGUAAUUAUUUUGUUAACAUAGAGUAUUUAGACACCCAUUGCUUUGGUGCCUAAGUAUUUCGUGAAGUAGGAGAGUCUAAGGCUUUUGUGUUGCUUGUGCUUUGUGUUUCCUCACCCUUAUGGCAGUGCUUAAAUAUACAACUCUUGACACAGGAUUAACUGUUUUACAAGCUGAACCUCUGUACUUCGUGUUGCCGUGGCUUAUGUUACUUGGUACUUCAAGGUACCCAUGGCAUAUGGAUAAAUCAAGAAAGCCAUAGUGUUUCUGGGAUAAGUCUUUGUUACAUGUUUCCAUUGUAUUUCAGCAAUAUCCCUAUUCCUAUUGCCUUCCCUUAUCUUCCUACAGUCCUCACCUUCUCCCAAAUAUCUCACAAAGGUGAUGUCUCCAGAAUAUGCUCAAAUGAAGCAGUAUACAUUUUACCAAAGAAGAGAGAUCACAGAAUGGUAGGGAUUGGAAAGGACCUCUGGAGAUCAUCAAGUCAAACCCUUUCCUAAAGCAUGUUCCCUACAACAGUAAGUUACACAGGAAAGUGUCCAGAUGGAUCUUGAAUGUCUACAAGGAAGGAGACUCCACAGUUCCUCUGGCAGUUUGUUUCAGUGCUCUGUCACCCACACAGCAGAAGUUUUUGUUCACUUUCAGAUUGGGAUCUCCCAUGAUCCAGUUUCUACCCAUUGCCUCUUGCCCCAUCGCUGAACGCCACUGAAAAGAGCCUGGCUUUGUCCACUUGACUUUCACUCAUUAGACAUCUAUAUACAUUUAUGAAAUUCCCUGUCAUCUCUCACAAAGCCUUGGUGGAGUUGAGGCAGAACAAACCAUUCUACCUUGAGUUCACAGAGUAGCUGUAUCUCACCUUGCAUUUGUGUCUAGAUUUUCCACCAACAUCAGUACUAUCAGAGUGUUGAGCAGAAACACAGUUUUCUUUCUCUGGAGGCUUUUAAUCUUUUGAAAGUAAAGCAGACGGUGCUUUUUCAUCUUCCAAGAUGUGUUAGAGUGGGACAUAGAUGCAGAAGCCAUUGUUUUCUGAAUGUAAUUUUGAAUGUGUGAUUGUUUAGAAGUAAUUUGCUUUUUCUGUAGUGUACAAGUUCUGGUCUUUGAACAAAACAGACUUCUGUCUAGUGUAAUGGAAAAGCCAAGGGAACAAAGUCCAUUGAAUCAACAGUUAUUUGUCAGAAACUUGACUGUAGUGUUUAGUCAGCAACUUGUGAGCUACUUAGGUAGGACUUCAUGUGAAUCCUGAUUCCUUUUCUCGUAAAUUUUCUCAUGUAAAAGAUCAUUCUUGAAUCAUGGAGGUGCUGCAGUGUGAUGGCUGUGAUUUUCGAGCUCCAUCUUAUGAAGACCUAAAAGCUCACAUCCAGGAUGUUCACACUGCUUUUCUGCAGCCAACUGAUGUCUCUGAGGAAAGUCCUAGCCAGCCAAGGUCUGGUUCCAUGAAUGCUAGCAACCAGACUGAAGUUGAAUUUUCUUCUGUAAAGGAUGAAUUUACAAUUGCAGAUGAAAUAGCAGGGCAAAAUGCAACAAGUCAGAUGGGAACUGGAAGUUACUAUAGCCAGAGCCAGACUUUCUAUGGUCAGCAUAUGGCUCCAAAUCCUAAACCAACCAACAAAUUUUUCCAGUGCAAGUUCUGUGUGCGUUACUUCCGUUCCAAAAACCUCCUUAUAGAGCAUACACGCAAGGUUCAUGGAGCACAGGCUGGGGGGAGCUCAGUGGGGCCACCCUCCUCUAGUUCCUUAAAUUACAACAUCAUGAUGCAUGAAGGGUUUGGCAAAGUUUUCAGUUGCCAGUUCUGCACCUACAAGUCACCCAGGCGUGCAAGGAUUAUUAAGCACCAGAAAAUGUAUCACAAAAACAACCUGAAAGAGAGUUCAACUCCCCCUGCAGCUUCCACUGCUAUAUCUGAAUCGACAUCUGCUUCUGUGCCAGUGCAGGAACCCUGCAAGGAGCUGCCUGCAGAGGUGGUGGAGCGGAGCAUUUUGGAGUCCAUGGUCAAGCCCCUGACAAAGUCUAGGGGCAACUUUUGCUGUGAAUGGUGCAGCUACCAGACACCUCGAAGGGAGCGCUGGUGUGACCACAUGAUGAAGAAGCACCGCAGCAUGGUGAAAAUACUGUCAAGCCUGAGGCAGCAACAAGAAGGAACCAGUGCACCUGAUGUACAGAAUAAGAGUGCCCAGAAUGCCUCCCCAAACUCUAAUUAUAUUUCCAUGAACACAACGGGACGUGAGAUGUCUAAUGCUAAUGUCUCAAACUUCAGGAGCUCUAUGGGCAAUUCCCUUAUCAGGCCCAACUCUUCUACAUCUUCCAAGUUUUCUUCUGUGUCUUACCCUCAAAUGAAGCCUAAGUCACCUCACAACUCGAGCAUAGUUAAUUUGUCUGACAGAUCCCGCUAUGGAAUUGCUGAUAUGACAAAUUCUUCUGCUGACCUGGAAACAAACAGUAUGCUAAAUGACUCCAGCUCAGAUGAAGAGCUAAAUGAAAUGGACAGCGAGAAUGGCUUGAACUCCAUGGAUCACCAGACCACAGGAAUGUCCGCAGAGCAGCUGAUGGGAUCCGAUGGCAACAAACUAUUGGAGACAAAGGGAAUUCCCUUUAGAAGGUAUAUGAACAGGUUCCAGUGCCCUUUUUGCCCUUUCCUGACGAUGCACCGCAGAAGCAUUUCCCGUCACAUUGAGAACAUCCACCUGUCAGGGAAGACGGCUGUAUACAAGUGUGAUGAAUGCCCUUUUACUUGUAAGAGUUCAUUAAAACUUGGUGCCCACAAGCAAUGCCAUACAGGUGCAACAUCAGACUGGGACACUGUGAAUUCUCAGGCUGAAAGCAUUGCCUCUUCUUUGAACGACAGCACAGUGUCAUACGAGAGUGGAAAUGUAAAUGGUAGGAAGUCUGCUGGGAUGAUGGAACCAGUGCAGCAGCAGCAACAGCAACAACAGCAAUCACCCCAGCCCCACUCACAGCAUCCAUACAAGUGUACAAUGUGCAACUAUUCCACCACAACUUUAAAAGGCCUGAGAGUUCAUCAGCAGCACAAGCACUCAUUCUGUGACAACUUGCCAAAAUACGAUGGACCACCAUCCAACGCACCGCAAGAGAGUGAGGCAGAUGCUCAUGCAUCUGCCAGCACAGUGAAAAAGAGCCAGACCUCAAUCCUUGGGCUCUCAUCUAAAAAUAAUUUUGUUGCAAAGGCCCCUCGGAAGGUGUCAAACGAUUUCCCUUUAGAUCUCUCGCCAGUGAAAAAGAGAACUAGAAUUGAUGAAAUAGCGAGUAAUCUGCAGAGCAAAAUCAGCCAAAAUAAACAGCAAGAAGAUGCUGUGAUUAAUGUAGAGGAUGAUGAGGAAGAGGAGGAAGACAAUGAGGUGGAGAUAGAAGUAGAGUUAGACAGAGAAGAAGAGCAAACAGAACCAAUGAUAGAAGUUUCCAGUUCUUAUGCUCCACAGCAAAUGUGGGGAAGAGAGGCUAAUGAUUCCCAGAAGGAGACAAACUUCAGAAGCUUGCAGCAUGAUUACAAUUCUGCUAAUGGAGCAGAGAUUGAGCUCACUCUAUCAGAAGAUGAGGAGGAUUAUUAUUCUUCCGUCAGCAUGAAGGAACAUCAGAGUCCUAAUGCCUCUGUUCUGGGGGGCCAGUCAAACAUGUAUGGUACUGAUCAGAACAACGAGAAUGCAGAGUUCAAUGACUCUGGCAGGCUUUACUAUUGUAAACACUGUGAUUUCAGCAACAAAUCUGCCCGGAGUGUUAGCACCCACUACCAGCGAAUGCAUCCUUAUAUUAAAUUCAGCUUUAGGUAUAUUUUGGAUCCCAAUGAUCAUAGUGCAGUAUACCGAUGUCUUGAGUGCUACAUUGACUACACAAACUUUGAAGACUUGCAGCAGCAUUAUGGAGAGCAUCACCCUGAAGCUAUGAAUGUACUGAACUUUGAUCAUUCUGAUUUGAUCUAUCGCUGUCGCUUCUGCUCUUACACAAGCCCAAAUGUUAGAAGCCUGAUGCCACAUUACCAAAGAAUGCAUCCCACAGUGAAAAUUAACAAUGCAAUGAUAUUUUCAAGUUAUGUUGUUGAGCAGCAAGAAGGACUAAAUACAGAGUCUCAAACACUAAGAGAGAUCUUGAAUUCUGCUCCAAAAACUAUGGCAACUUCUACCCCCGUGGCUCGCGGGGCUGGUGUGCCAGCUGGCUUUAACAAAAGUGCUGCCAAGAGUUUUAGCCCUGAAUGUGAAAAUCAAAAGGAACCUUCCGUCAAUAGUGUGGUUGUUUAUGACUGCGAUGUGUGUUCAUUUGCAAGCCCUAAUAUGCAUUCAGUUUUGGUUCAUUACCAGAAGAAGCACCCCGAAGAAAAAGCAUCGUAUUUCAGAAUUCAGAAGACAAUGCGUGUAGUCUCUGUUGAUAGGGGCUCUGCUCUGGCCCAGAUGUCUUUUGAGAUGGGAACACCCGUCUCCCCAAAAUUGUCCAACUUGGCUUCUCCACCUCCCCCACCACCACCCCCAGACCUUGCUACUGAACUUUACUAUUGCAAACACUGUUCAUACAGCAACCGCUCAGUUGUGGGAGUGCUUGUCCACUACCAGAAAAGGCACCCAGAGAUAAAGGUCACUGCCAAAUAUAUCAGACAGGCACCUCCCACUGCAGCAAUGAUGAGGGCUGGUGAGCUGCCACCCGGUAUACAGAGGCCACCAGUGUCAAUGCAACAGUUGAGCCGAGGUGGUUCUGAAACCUCUGUGAAUCCUCCUGAGAAUGAAAUGUUUUUCUGCCAACACUGUGAUUAUGGAAACCGAACCGUGAAAGGAGUGCUUAUUCAUUAUCAAAAGAAGCAUCGUGACUUCAAAGCUAAUGCAGAUGUGAUUAGACAGCAUACAGCCACCAUUAGAAGCCUUUGUGAUCGCAGCCAGAAGAAAUCAUCUGGCAGCGUGUCUGCUCAUACCUCUAGCACUGAACGGGACAAGUCCAAGCUGAGAGCCCUCAAGUGCAGGCAGUGCAGCUAUACAUCACCUUACUUCUAUGCAUUGAGGAAGCAUAUUAAGAAAGAUCACCCAAAUCUGAAGGCCACGGUUACAUCUAUUCUGAGAUGGGCAUUUUUGGAUGGCUUGAUAGAGGCUGGUUAUCACUGUGAGUGGUGCAUUUAUUCACACACAGAGCCAAGUGGUUUGCUUGUGCAUUACCAAAGGAGACAUCCUGAGCAUUAUGUUGACUAUACUUACAUGGCCACUAAACUCUGGGCAGGUCCCGAUCCCUCCCCUCCUGCCCUAGUGUUGCCAGCAGAAGCAAAGACCUAUAAAUGCAGAGACUGCAUUUUUGAAGCAUCUUCCAUUUGGGAUAUUACUAAUCACUACCAAGCUUUUCACCCUUGGGCUAUGAAUGGGGAUGAAUCUGUGCUGCUAGAUAUCAUCAAGGAGAAAGAUGCUGCUGAGAAAUCUGGCACACAGUCUGAUGAAGCUGGGGUCAGGAUGGAUUCUGAAGACCAGAUAACAACCUCACAGAUGGACCAGGAAGCAGAGUGUGCAGAGGAUCCCAGCCUUUCCCAGGAAAAAACUGUGCAGCUGGCUUCUGCAAACCCCGCCAUCUCCUCUACUCCUUAUCAGUGUACAGUUUGCCAGUCUGAAUACAACAACUUGCACGGACUUCUGACACAUUAUGGCAAAAAACAUCCUGGCAUGAAAGUGAAAGCUGCAGACUUUGCUCAGGAUAUAGACAUUAACCCAGGGGCCGUGUACAAGUGUAGACACUGCCCAUACAUCAACACACGCAUUCAUGGCGUUCUCACACACUACCAGAAGCGGCACCCAUCAAUAAAGGUCACUGCUGAAGAUUUUGUGCAUGAUGUGGAGCAGUCAACUGAUAUUACUCAGAAUGAUGUGGAAGAGACGAGUAGGAUUUUUAAGCAAGGCUAUGGUGCUUAUCGAUGCAAACUGUGCCCUUACACUCAUGGAACACUGGAGAAGCUCAAAAUUCACUAUGAGAAAUAUCACAAUCAGCCUGAAUUUGAUGUUUUUGCCCAGUCACCACCAAAAGUAUCUGCUUCCCUGGAGCCAGACAUGGUGACUGAAAUCAAGGCCUCUCCAGAAAUUGCUGCUGAGGAUGUUGGAGAAAUCUCUGUUGCAGCGCCUCAUUUCUCCAGUUCUCAUUUAGUGUCUCACACAGUUUUCCGGUGUCAGCUCUGCAAAUAUUUUUGCUCUACCCGGAAGGGGAUAGCCAGGCACUACCGCAUCAAACAUAACAAUGUCCGGGCACAGCCAGAGGGCAAGAACAACCUCUUCAAAUGUGCUUUGUGUUCCUACACCAACCCUAUUCGCAAAGGGCUUGCGGCACACUACCAGAAAAGACAUGACAUUGAUGCUUACUACACUCAUUGCUUAGCAGCCUCCAGGACAGUAAGCGACAAACCCAAUAAAGUGAUCAUUCCAUCUCCUCCCAAAGAUGACACUCCUCAGUUAAGUGAGGAACUGAGGAGAGCUGUAGAGAAGAAGAAAUGCUCGCUUUGUUCCUUCCAGUCCUUCAGCAAAAAGGGCAUUGUGUCCCACUACAUGAAGCGUCACCCUGGUGUUUUCCCGAAGAAGCAGCAUGCAAGCAAGCUUGGGGGUUACUUCACUGCCGUGUAUGCUGAUGAGCAUGAAAAGCUGACUCCAGCUGAGGAGAGGAAUGAGUUUGAGAAGCCUGAAGUGGAGAGUGAGACUCAGGAAAUUGAGUGGCUUCCCUUCAGGUGCAUAAAAUGUUUCAAGCUGUCCUUCAGCACAGCGGAGCUGCUGUGCAUGCAUUACACUGACCACCACAGCAAGGAUUUGAAGAGAGACUUUACCAUACUGGGAAGUGGCACCCGCUCUCAGAAUGCUGUCUACCAGUGCAAGCACUGCGAUAUGAAAUUGCAUAGCACAGCAGAGCUGACUGCACACUUGAAUGGUCACAAUGAGGAGUUCCAGAAACGUGCCAAACGUCAGGAGAGGAGGAAGCAGCUUCUAAGCAAGCAAAAAUACGCAGAUGGUGCUUUUGCAGAUUUCAAACAAGAGAGGGCUUUUGGACACCUGGAAGAUGUUUCAAAACUUAAAGAGCGGAAAGUGGUUGGUUACAAGUGUAAAUUUUGUGUGGAAGUCCAUCCAACACUUCGAGCCAUUUGUAAUCACCUCCGCAAACAUGUCCAGUAUGGGAAUGUCUCUUCUGUGUCAGCUACGGUAAAGGGUCUGCGAUCUCACGAGAGGAGUCACUUGGCUUUGGCCAUGUUUACCCGGGAAGACAAGUACAGCUGCCAGUAUUGCUCCUUUGUCUCUGCUUUCAGGCACAAUCUGGAUCGUCAUAUGCAGACCCAUCAUGGACACCAUAAACCGUUCCGUUGCAAAUUGUGCCCAUUCAAGUCCUCUUACAAUAGCCGCCUGAAAACCCAUAUACUCAAGGCUCAUGCUGGUGAACAUGCCUACAAAUGUUCCUCCUGCUCAUUUUCCACCAUGACAAUCAGCCAGCUGAAAGAGCAUUCCUUGAAAGUGCAUGGGAAAGCACUGACACUACCAAGACCCCGCAUUGUCAACCUUGCAGCCUCACACGCCCACCACACCUCCAAGAACCACACUCCUGCUGAAGAAGUGGAGGACUCUAAUGCUUGUGCCUAUUGCCUCUCAUCCUGUCACUGGACAUCACUGAAAAGAGCCCAGCUCCAACUUCCUUGCACCUUCCCUUCAGACUCUUCAUACUCGGAGCCUCCUGAUGUUCAACAGCAGUUGAACCACUACCAGUCUGCAGCGUUAGCCAGGAACAACAACGUCAGCCCAAUCCCACUUUCAGGGAGUGCUGCAGGAAUGGAAAAAACGGAAGCCAUCCUUAACUGUGAAUUUUGUGAAUUCUCCUCGGGUUACAUACAGAGCAUUCGGCGUCACUACCGUGACAAGCAUGGAGGGAAAAAACUUUUCAAGUGCAAAGAUUGUUCCUUUUAUACAGGCUUUAAAUCUGCUUUUACUAUGCACGUGGAAGCGGGGCAUUCUGCAGUUCCUGAGGAAGGACCCAAAGACCUUCGCUGUCCUCUUUGCCUAUAUCACACCAAAUACAAACGCAACAUGAUUGACCAUAUAGUUCUGCACAGAGAAGAGCGGGUCGUUCCCAUUGAAGUCUGCCGCUCCAAACUAUCAAAGUACUUGCAGGGAGUUGUUUUCCGCUGUGAUAAGUGUACCUUUACCUGCUCCAGUGAUGAGAGCUUGCAGCAGCACAUAGAGAAGCACAAUGAACUGAAACCUUACAAAUGCCAACUCUGCUACUAUGAGACCAAACACACAGAGGAACUGGAUGCUCACCUUCGAGAUGAGCACAAGGUGAGUCGUAAUUUUGAGCUGGUUGGACGGGUUAACUUGGAUCAGUUGGAACAAAUGAAGGGGAAAACAGAGAGCUCCAGCAGUGAUGAUGAAGAAAAAGAAGAAGAGUUAAGCCCCAAGACUGAAGAGAGAGAUUCCAUGAUGUUUCCUGACAAUGGUCCUCCAGAGAAACGCUUCCCAUGUGAGUUCUGUGGCCGAUCAUUUACAGAAGGCUCUGAGUGGGAGAGACAUGUGCUGAGACAUGGCAUGGCACUGAAUGAAAGCAAGCACGGGACAAGUGAGGACAGCCAGCCGAAGGAGGACAUGGAGGACACUGUUAGCACACUGCCAGAAGAAAAAGAAGACAUUGAGAAAAUGGUGCUGGACUAUUCUCACAACAGUGAAACCGUAGUCAGUGUGGUAACUCCUGACAAACCUCUCCAAGAGAUCUCGGAGGCCAAAAAUGAAUAAGCAUUUGGUGUGAUUUUAAUCAACGUACUUGAACAGUGAUGAAUGG